GCAAAAUCGUAGACUGCCUCAGAUCCAAAUGAAUAAAUACAGAGUGUGUCCCACCCACCAUCACUCUCACUGCUCACCAACCACUGAGUCCGGUUAAACCAUGCUUCGCCUCGGCACCACGUUCUUGCUGGCAGCAGCCUGUGUGCUCGUAAGUCCAGCUGUUUCCACAGAGACAGUUCUUACCUGUCAGGUCGAGACUGUCCAGCGCCUGAGCUGUGAUAGUGGAGUGAUCAGUGUGCAGGAAGCACUGUAUGGACGCACAGACAGUGAGACCUGCAGUGAGGGAAAACCUCAGGCACAGCUUACCAAUACAGAUUGCGCGCAAGAGGGCACAGUGGACGUCCUCAAGAGAAGGUGUGAUGGAAAAAGGGUGUGUGAAGUGAGCGUGAAUGUCUUUGGAUCACCCGAUCCCUGCGAAGGCACCUCCAAAUAUCUACAGACCAAGUACAUCUGCCUCCCAGCAAUUCACCUUGUGACAUGUGAGCACUCUUUCGCAAACCUGCACUGUGAUGCUGGGCAGGUUAUAUCUGUCUACGGCGCUGAUUAUGGACGCCACGACCAGACCACAUGCACUUACAAACGGCCUGCCACUCAGAUCCAAAAUAGCGACUGCUCACAGCCGACCAGCAUCGUUUCUGACAACUGUGAUGGGAAAAACAGUUGCAGUAUCAAAGCAAGCAACUCAGUGUUUGGAGACCCCUGUGUCGGCACUUUCAAGUACCUGGAAGUGGCUUACGUUUGUGCAUAUCCUUCCAGCCCUCCGGAUGACACCCUGUAAACAUACUGAGGUCACAAUAAGAUCACAAUAAAUAUGCAUUAAAUAAAAUGCAUUAAACCAGCA
Molecule: messenger RNA, 841 nt
Organism: Epinephelus lanceolatus (giant grouper)
Lineage: Eukaryota; Metazoa; Chordata; Actinopteri; Perciformes; Serranidae
Source: RefSeq, a predicted model, not a curated record